GGGAACCGGAGCUGCGUCCAGGUGCUGGACCUAGAAAUAGGAACCUGGGAGAGUCCUGAAGUGAGUGGUGUGCAGCCACUGCCUAGGACAUUUCACACCUCCUCAGCAGCUGUAGGAGACUGUCUGUAUGUGUUUGGAGGAGGCGAUAAAGGAGCAGAACCGGUCAAAGACCAGCGGCUUCACGUGUUUGACACAGCCACCUUGACGUGGUCCCAGCCAGAUACUCAUGGUGAUCCCCCUUGUCCUCGGCACGGACAUGUCGUGGUUGCAGCUGGGACCAAACUCUUCAUACAUGGAGGUUUAGCUGGUGAUAUUUUUUACAAUGAUCUGUUCUGCAUUGAUAUAAAUGACAUGAGGUGGGUUAAGAUACCAGCCACUGGUGAUGUCCCGGGUGGACGGGCAUCCCACUCAUCAGCUGUGUUUAAAGACCACUUGUACAUCUUUGGUGGAAUCAGUACAGAUGGGACGCUAGAUACUACAUACAAGUAUCACAUAGAGAAGCAGCAGUGGACACUCCUACAAUUUGAUUCCCCUCUGCCUGCUGGGAGGCUGGACCAUGCCAUGUGUGUCAUUCCCUGGUGGGCUGGAAAGAAUGGAGAUGUGGGAGCUGUCACCUGGCAAGACAAAGCUGGGAAAGAGGUGACUGUGUCAGCAGGUGACAAAGCUGGCCCCCUCCAGGAGAGCCAGGAGGAGGAGGGGUGCACUGAAGAUGCAGUUGUGCAUCUGCUGUUAGUAUUUGGUGGGAUGGACACACAGGGGGAAAUAUAUGGGGACUGCAUUGUCUGUCUGCUUGACUAG
This is a messenger RNA of Phaethon lepturus (White-tailed tropicbird), 798 nucleotides long. RefSeq names its product Rab9 effector protein with kelch motifs (gene RABEPK). Lineage: Eukaryota; Metazoa; Chordata; Aves; Phaethontiformes; Phaethontidae. The record is from RefSeq and is a predicted model, not a curated record. The annotation marks the transcript as partial. Gene Ontology annotation, molecular function: protein binding. The transcript has 5 exons.